GGUAAACAAGAACAGCGUCUAGCUAGCCGGCCCGCCCCCCUACCUUUGCCCUAGACUAGGCUGCUGCAGUAGUUCCACACAGCGGUUUACGAGCUAGAAAUAGAAUUAAGUUGGAAGAAGCUCCGCCAUAUCUGGCCUUUUUACAGAACCGUACCGUAUCGUCUCAGAAUGUCUUCAAAAUACAGUGCAUUAUCACCAGCGGAAAGGGCGCCAUACAGGCUUCUGAAAGCUAUCCAUGAAGACAACGUCGCUGUGGCAACACAACUGUUGGAGGAUUAUGAUAUUGAUGUGAAUUUCAGAGGCAAGCUCAUGUUUGGAGGCUUUACAUUGCUGAUCCGAGCAGCUUUCAGUUCCCCAGGGAUGUGCAGAGUCCUUCUGGACAAAGGAGCCGACAUCAACUUGACGUAUAGCAAGAAUGGUGCCACUGCGUUGAUCGCCGCUGCUGAACGGAACACUGAAUCCUGCAAGAUUCUCCUUGAAGCGGGUGCAAAUGUCAACCAGGCCGACGACAAUGGUUCAACACCUCUGCAUGCUGCGGCUAUGUCAAACCCAUCAGCCAUCCCAGUGUUAUUGGCCGCAAAAGCUGAUGUGUCUGCAGUGGAGUCAGGGGACACAGAAGGCAGACAGCCCCUGCACUAUGCAGCUCAGAAGAGCCCAGAGGCCUGUAAACUCCUGCUGGAUGCUGGGGCCGAUGUCAACGCACAGAUCAAUUCAACCGGGGAAUCUCCUCUGCAUGAAGUCACGUUCCCCGGAGUGGAUGUCAGCUAUUGCCAAGCUUUGCUCAAAGCUGGAGCUGACGUGGAAGCCAUAGAUCAUACUGGCAGCACGGCAUUACACUAUGCAGCCAGGUCAAAUGCACCAGUCUGCAAAGCACUACUGGAUGCUGGGGCCAAGUAUGACUGCAAAGAUGACGAUGGGAAUGUUCCCAUGAUUUUGGCAGCUGUGGGAGAUAAUGUGGAGGCCAUUCAACAUCUCUUGGACAAAGGCGCACGCCUUGAUGAGGUCUUUAAGAAGGGGAACAGCCCACUACAUUGUGCAGCCAUGAUGAAUAGCACAAAAGCCAUUGAAUUAUUGAUUGAUAAAGGAGCUGACCUCCAGGCAAAAAAUCAGGAUGGGUUGUCCCCUCUUCAUCACGCAGCCUUUGAACAUCCUGAAGCCACAAAGAUACUGCUGGCUAAAGGAGCUGACAUCGAAGCCAAAAUGACCGAUGGAAUGACGCCCAUCUUCCCUGCAGCCUAUGGCAGUGUUGAGUGCCUGAAGCUGCUUAUUGAGGCUGGUGCUAAUGUCAACGUUCACUCAGAGGAUGGAACGACCCCCCUGCAUCGCGCCACCCAAUCUUCUAACGUCUGUGAGACUGUACAGUAUCUCAUUGAGAAGGGGGCUUCUAUUGAUGCUGUUGAUGAAAAUGGUAAAACAGCAUUGCAUCAUGCAGCCAAGGAUGAUGCAGCAGUGUGCAAAGUGCUUCUGGAUGCUGGGGCCAAGUACGACUGCAAAGAUAAUGAUGGGAAAGUUCCAAUUUUGUUUGCAGCCUUCGGGGACAAUGAUAAAGCGAUUCAACAUCUCUUGGACAAAGGCGCAAGCUUUGGGGACACAACUGAGACAGGGGACAGCCCACUGCAUAUGGCAGCCAUGAUGAACAGCACAAAAGCCAUCAAGAUUUUGAUUGAAAGGGGAGCUGACAUCCAUGCACGGAAUAUGUAUGGCUGGACGCCUCUGCACUCAGCAGCCAAUGUAAAACGACCUGCUGCCAUAAAGUUGCUGAUCGCCAAAGGAGCAGAUGUGGACGCCAAAAUGAUUAAUGGAAUGACGCCAAUCUUCAGUGCAUCUAAAGCCAAUGCAGAGUGUCUGAAGCUGCUUAUUAAGGCUGGUGCCACUGUUCAAAUUCAGGCAGAUGAUGGAGCUACACCACUUUUCACAGCCGCCGAGAAAGGCAUCAACAGAACUAAUUCCAAGAUUCUUAUUGAGGCCGGCUGUGAACUGGACACUCAAGAUAAGGAUGGAGAGACGGCGUUGCACACGGCAGCCCAGCACAAUGCACGUGCAUGCAAAGUUCUGCUGGAUGCUGGAGCUAGAACGGACAUUGCUGCUAAGAACGGUAAAUUACCCCUACAUCAUGCUGCCCAAUCAUCUAAUGCCAAGUCGCUGCAGUAUCUCAUUAACAAAGGUGCUCCUGUUGAUGCUGUUGAUGACGAUGGUUGGACUGCUGUCCAUCAUGCCGUCAUGAAAGAUGCAGAGUGUGUCCGACGUCUACUCAGAGCUGGUGCAAAUGCAGAAAUUAAAAUGAAGGCUGGCCUUUCAGCGUAUGGUCUGUGCAUGCAAUACAGCCGUGACGUAGAAACGCUGGCCGCUUUGAUCGGUGGAGGGCGGCACAAUCCAAACGAAAACACCGAACAGCAGACAGAAUCAGAUGAAGAAGAAUCAGAUGAAGAAGAUGAAGAAGGUGAAGAAGAUGAAGAAGAUGGAGAAGAUGAAGAAGAAGAAGACGACCCAUUUGACCCAUUCAACUUAGGGGCUUUGCGCAGGAUAAAAAAGUUGCUAGGAAGAAAAUAAAAACAAAGAAGACGAAAAAGAAAAAAAAAAAUUGAGGGGUCUCGAUUCUGGUUAAUGUACAAAUACGUACAUGUACUUGCAACGCUUUCCUUAUGCACAUAAGGCACAGAACGAUACAAGAACUCCAUGCAAGAAUUAUAGAGGGUGCUGUUGCAGCCCGUCACAAGACCAAGCUUCAUGAAGGCCAGUGCUUGCAAAGAAAACAAUAAUGAAUCCUUUACUAUUAGGUUAUUAGGAGACUAAUAUGUUGACCACAAUCGGAAGCUAAUACUGGUAAGAUGGCACCACAGGGCACCUGUAUGCUAGUGUAAUUCCCACAGUCAUGGACAAAAUACUGGAAUAUCCCGUGCUUUAAAGCUAUCAUAGACAAGCAUGGAAUUUUGUUAUAUUACAAGGAGUUGUGGAAGUUGUGGAUGAUAUUCCAAGAAAAAAGGUCCUGGAAAAGUCUUGGAAUCCUGCAUUUAACCAAUACGUGAUUAUGCUUCAUACAUGUAUUUGCUGUCACUUUUUGCCUACAUGAAGUUUCUGUAGUUAAUUUUGUUCAAAGCUUAGACAUCACGAUAUUUACACCUCAAAAAGAUUUUGCAGAGAAUUAAAAAUACUAUUACAGCUACAGGUAUUUCAUUUAUAAUGUACAAAAGAGUGUGAUACUUUGUGAAUGAAUUUUCUAUAAACACAGCCAAUUACUUACGUAGUUUCGUUUA
Molecule: messenger RNA, 3254 nt
Organism: Patiria miniata (bat star)
Lineage: Eukaryota; Metazoa; Echinodermata; Asteroidea; Valvatida; Asterinidae
Product: ankyrin-2-like
Exons: 23
Coding region: 169-2550 (793 amino acids)
Molecular function (GO): protein binding
Source: RefSeq, a predicted model, not a curated record